This is a messenger RNA of Carassius carassius (crucian carp), 1858 nucleotides long. RefSeq lists its product as uncharacterized. NCBI's taxonomy places the organism in Eukaryota, Metazoa, Chordata, Actinopteri, Cypriniformes, Cyprinidae. The record is from RefSeq and is a predicted model, not a curated record. Gene Ontology annotation, molecular function: NAD+ binding. The transcript has 7 exons. The coding region runs from base 194 to 1342 and encodes 382 amino acids.
CAAGUAGCUUGUAAUGUUUUGCGGGAACGGUGGACUCGCACAGAUUCAAACAUGACAUUUAUUUUGCAGUAGAUAUCACGUUGAUAUAUUUGUAAUUCUCGGUCUGUUAUUUUGUCGCGAGGGAUAUCAUCGGUUCGCUGCUGUUCUUUUUGAUUGUCUUCCCUUCCUCAGACCGGUAAACAAAUACAGAGGUAUGAACAUGAGCAAGGCGAAGUCGAGUAGGGACAGAAGGAUCGCUCCGCCCGGCGUCACAAGGGUGACUCGCAGUUCCAUCAACCCUCAGGUCUCUCGGCGCUCUAAACCCACAGAUUCAGGCCUGGUGGAUGACCUCAGCCUCAUGAGCGUGAGUGAACAGCAGGCCUCAUUAGCACGGAAAGGGAAGUCCUACCAGAGUUCAUCUCCCAGCACUAAGGCCGUUGUCUCCUCGCCCUCUGGCAGCUCUGUCCCGUGCGGGGCUUUGGAAACUAUCGGCCGGCUGAUGAAGCUCGGCCGGGUGCGAAACAUUGUGGUGGUUGCUGGAGCAGGUAUCAGCACAGGCAGCGGUAUACCAGACUUCAGGACGCCAGGGACGGGUCUUUAUGCGAACCUUGCGAAGUAUGACAUCCCUUAUCCAGAGGCCAUCUUUAACAUCGACUACUUCUCUGACAACCCUCAUCCUUUCUUCUCAUUGGCUAAAGAGCUGUACCCUGGACACCACCGUCCAAACUAUGUUCACUAUUUCAUCCGUAUGCUGCAUCAGAAGGGCCUGCUGCUCCGUAUGUACACUCAGAACAUCGAUGGGCUCGAAAAACUAUGCGGUAUCCCAGAUGACAAACUUGUGGAGGCUCAUGGGAGUUUUGCCACUGCUGCCUGCCACCUCUGCUAUACGCCUUAUCCUGCCGAGGAAGCCAAGCAAGCUAUAAUGAAUGGCAACGUUCCCAUCUGUACAUUUUGUGCCGGGGCAGUCAAACCUAACGUCGUGUUCUUUGGAGAAGAUCUGCCGGAAAAGUACUUUCAACAUGCUCAAGAUUUCCCAAAAGCUGACCUUCUCAUGAUCAUGGGCACUUCUUUAAAGAUCGAGCCUUUUGCUAGCCUGGUCAACACCGUGAAGUCCACAGUGCCUCGUCUGCUGCUGAACCGUGAUCCAGUUGGGCCCUUUGAACGGAGGCCCCUGAGGAGGGCUGACUACAUGGAGCUGGGAGAUCUCUCUGAUUCGGUCCGAAAGCUUGCAGAGAUCCUGGGAUGGCAUUCUGAGAUUCAAGACCUGAUGAACAGCCAUGAAAAUGGGCUUUUUUCUUAUACUGACCCCAGCAAUAGCAGCGGUGAGAACAGUGACUCGUCAGAGACUGACAGCAUGCACUAAUGUCAUCUACAGGCUUUGUAUGUUUAAAAUCACGGAGUAUGGCAAUGGACACCUAGCAAGGCUUCAAAACCCACAGUGAUGUUUAUGUAUAUCCUUACAUCUGAAUAUUUUCGGAUAUCAUUGUUCUUACCAGUAGUAACAGCCAGUUUGACUGUAUCUGGGCAGCCUUUUCCUGAAACAGAUAAACCGCAUCCUUGUUUGAUCAGACAGUGAAACUUGGCCGUGUUUCUGGGGGGAUUAGACUACAUUUUUGUUGGGUUUAUAAUUAUUAUCUGCAUAAUGUCUGCCGCUCAUUUUGACUGAAAACCUGCUUCUGAAUUCCUUAUAAAUUCUAGCACUUAUACUCUUUAUGGAAAGCCAUAAUGAAUAAGCAGAAAACUGUAAUUACAUCACAUCUGCACAUCCCGAUUCAAAUAGAAAGACCUGUUUAGAAUGCAAAAUGUCUGCUUUUUAAGGUAAAAUAAAAGUUUUUAUCAGACCCUGAAAUGUGGGACUUAGUUUAGGACCACUAUGAAC